Molecule: messenger RNA, 3472 nt
Organism: Perognathus longimembris pacificus (Pacific pocket mouse)
Lineage: Eukaryota; Metazoa; Chordata; Mammalia; Rodentia; Heteromyidae
Gene: Chdh
Product: choline dehydrogenase
Exons: 8
Coding region: 394-2178 (594 amino acids)
Cellular component (GO): mitochondrial inner membrane
Molecular function (GO): flavin adenine dinucleotide binding; choline dehydrogenase activity
Source: RefSeq, a predicted model, not a curated record
GGCUCCCUCCCCGGUGGUAAAGUCCAGGGGCUCGCGGAGUGGGCGGGGUCUCAGCGCGGCCACACGGCGCGGGGCUGCACGGCGCGGGGCUGGCGGUGCGCACCUGUGAGUGGUGGGCCAGGUGCGGCGCCUGCACCCGCGCCCGGGCCGAGCGCCCCGCCCGGCCGCGCCCGGCCUGCCAGCCCGGCGCAGGGACCCGGCCGACCUUCCUGCAAGGGAGCGCGCGUGUGCGGUCAGUUGAAGUGUGGUGGGGUAGGGACCCGGCCGCUGCCGCCCUCCCCUCGCUGCGCUCCCGCUCCGAGGUGGCCCACGGGGCGGGCAUUGGGGCCCAGCGGCCAAGGGUGCAAGGAGCCGUCCUCGCCCCGCGUGGAGAGCCGUGCUUGGACCCGAAACAUGUGGCGCAUCCAGGGAGGCUGGAGGUGCGCGUGGGGCCCGCGUGGAGCCGGGGCCGGACUGGGCCCGCGCCCACCCUCAGGUAGCCGAGGCGCGGCCGGCGCGGGCGCCGGGGCCGAGUUCAGCUACGUGGUGGUGGGCGCGGGCUCGGCGGGCUGCGUGCUGGCCAGCCGGCUGACCGAGGACCCGGACCACCGCGUGCUGCUGCUGGAGGCCGGGCCCAAGGACGUGCUGGCGGGCAGCAAGCGGCUGCUGUGGAAGAUCCACAUGCCCGCCGCCCUCGUGGCCAACCUGUGCGACGACCGGUACAACUGGUUCUACCACACGGAGCCGCAGCCGGGCCUGGGCGGCCGCGUGCUGUACUGGCCGCGGGGCCGGGUCUGGGGCGGCUCCUCGUCCCUCAACGCCAUGGUCUACAUUCGCGGCCACGCCGAGGACUACGAGCGCUGGCACCGCCAGGGCGCCCGGGGCUGGGACUAUGCGCACUGCCUGCCCUACUUUCGCAAGGCGCAGGCCCACGAGCUGGGCGCCGGCCGCUACCGCGGCGGCCAGGGCCCGCUGCACGUCUCCCGCGCCAGGACCCAGCACCCGCUGCACCAGGCCUUCCUGCAGGCCGCCCAGCAGGCCGGCUAUCCCUUCACCGAGGACAUGAACGGCUUCCAGCAGGAGGGCUUCGGCUGGAUGGACAUGACGGUUCACGAAGGCAAGCGUUGGAGCACGGCCUGUGCCUACCUGCACCCAGCACUGAGCCGCCCCAACCUCAGAGCUGAGGUCCACACUCUUGUGAGCAGGGUGCUGUUUGAAGGCACCCGGGCAGUGGGCGUGGAGUAUGUCAAGAACGGCCAGAGCCACAGGGUUUAUGCCAGCAAGGAAGUGAUUCUGAGUGGGGGUGCCAUCAACUCUCCACAGCUGCUAAUGCUCUCAGGAGUUGGAAAUGGAGAUGACCUCAAGAAAUUGGGCAUCCCUGUGGUGUGCCACCUGCCUGGAGUUGGCCAAAACCUGCAAGACCACCUGGAGAUCUAUGUUCAGCAGGCAUGCACCCGCCCCAUCACCCUGCACUCGUCUCAGAAGCCCCUGCAGAAGGCCUGCAUUGGCCUGGAGUGGUUGUGGAGGUUCACAGGAGAAGGAGCCACAAACCAUCUGGAAACAGGUGGGUUCAUUCGCAGCCGGCCGGGGGUCCCCCACCCAGACAUCCAGUUCCAUUUCCUGCCAUCCCAAGUGAUUGACCAUGGGCGGGUCCCUACCCAGCAGGAGGCUUACCAGGUACACGUGGGUCCCAUGCGGGCCACAAGUGUGGGCUGGCUCAAACUGAGAAGUACAAACCCCCAGGACCACCCUGUGAUCCAACCCAAUUACCUGUCCACAGAAACUGAUGUUGAAGACUUUCGUCAGUGUAUAAAGCUGAGCAGAGAAAUUUUUGCGCAGGAAGCCCUUGCUCCCUUCCGGGGAGAAGAGAUCCAGCCAGGAAGCCAUGUCCAGUCAGAUAAAGAGAUUGAUGCCUUUGUGCGGGCAAAAGUUGACAGUGCCUACCAUCCCUCAUGCACCUGUAAGAUGGGCCAGCCUUCUGAUCCCACUGCCGUGGUGGAUCCACAGACCAGGGUCCUUGGGGUGGAAAACCUCAGGGUCAUCGAUGCCUCCAUCAUGCCCAGUGUUAUCAGUGGCAACCUGAAUGCUCCCACAAUCAUGAUUGCAGAGAAAGCAGCUGACAUUAUUAAGGGACAGCCUGCACUCUUGGAUAAGGAUGUCCCUGUCUACAAGCCCAAGACCCUAGCCACCCAGCGCUAAGGCAGCCACUGCCUGACAAUGAUUAAAGAAGCCAAGAGGACUGACUGCCCAGCACAGCCAUAACUCCAAAUGCCAUUGCUUCAAACUGUCUGGAGCAUCCACUCAGGGCUAUCUGGGUAAUGUUUUAGGAAAUGGGACUAGUACUGACCAGUCAACACUUUGCUGAGCAUUUCCUCUGUGGGCCCCUCCUUUUCACCUCCUGAGGGGACAGCAAAGGGAAGGGAGGCCAGUAGAAGAGGGUUAACCCCUGCCAUUUCCUUGUCUCAUGUCCACCUGGCCUCCAAUUCAGGGUCCCUGAAUUUAAGACAGCCCCUGAACUAUUAGUCUUUGAGACUCACAAGGUUCCUCACAGAAGGGGCAUCCUCAUCUCAAGCUGCAAGCUUUAUUUAGCUCAGGCCAAGAGCCAUGCAAGAGUAAGCGUGGCUUGGGCUGCACAUUGCCUCAGGUGGAGGAAAUCUGGGCUUUCUUUUCCUCUCAUCAUCUCUCCACUCACUGUCUCAAAGUGAGGCUGGUGCAGGGGCUCUGUCAGGUGACUGAGGGAUUCUAGUUCUUAAGAGCCUCUAAGAGAAGCCUCUUGAGCCUGUUCAAGUAGGGCCUCACUAGCAAAGAUUUCAGGAGUUAAUAUUGUAAAACACCAAAUCCUAGAGCCAACCCCACAUAACAGGCCCCCUCUCCACACAGAGGCAUCAAGCCCCACAUGACCUUUCCCAGAGGCCCUGGGAAGCAGCCCAGCAGCUGGAAAUGCCCAGCAGGCAGGUCAAGUGAAUUCCUAUUCUUUAGACAUCCACAGGAACAGACUGGAUGGUACUGGGCCUGAUGGAAAGCAGGGAAGUACAACUGAAAGCAAAAGUUUAUCUAUGAAGAUUUGAGUUUUCAUGGGGGAAAAUCAUACAAAUAACAUUUACACACACUCUUUGAUAUGUAACUUUCUUAAGAGUUUGGUAAUAUAAUAAUCCAGGAACUUAUUUUUAAAUGGACACACCAAGAGAUUAAAAGUGAAAUGAAUUUUGGGUCGGGCUUUCUGAAGAUGUUCAAACCCCACCAUCUAUAGCAGAGAAGAAAAACGAAUUGACACAUGGAAACCUGAACACAGUGCUGGACUCAGAAAGAGGAGGGGAAAACCAGCAAGGACUCCAGGCCUCAAAUGUGGAAUGGGUUGAGGAAACUUGGAGGGUCCAUGGCCACAACUGAAAUUUCUGAGAAAAACCUUCCAGAAAUAGUUUAUUACACUUAUAAGUAUACUGAUAAAGUGUAAUAGAAAACUAUUACACUUCUUUAAAAACUUUAGGUCUUG